CACGGGUCACAGUCACCCAUGCAUAAAGAUUAAGACAUCAUAUUAGAGAUAGAACAAUCUAGGCCCUCACUAUGAAUUAUCAUAUGGGAAAUGAAUCACUAUCGACCAGUGGGGUCAGGACAGUUUGAUGCAAAAGAUUUGCAUACUCAUACUCUCAGCUCUAUCAUCACUUCACCAUGAUAAUAGCCUCUAAAUGCUAGAGUUCACAGAAUGAGUGUCACCACUAACUUGUUCAGAGGACUUGAUUGGGUUGUAACCGGUCAGAAUGUAGUACAUGGGCUUUAGAAUAUUUAUGUGGUGGAAACACAUACAACACAAGGUUAUACAAUUCCAAACCAGAACCAAUCACAACAAUCAUACAAAAUAAUCUUUAUCUGCUACGGCUAUUUCUACAACUUUUAGUACAAGAUUGAAGGGGAUUAUCAACAUGCAUUUGGGGAUAAUCAACUUUGGUGGCAGCUCUCAUUCUUUUUUAUUUUAUUUCUCUUUUUUUCCUUUUUCUUUGAGAGCUAACAACAUAUGUCACCAUUUUAAACUUUAAGAACACAUGCUCGAUUUGAAAAACUUUCCCCAACACUCAUUUCAUAAUAAGCAGAAAUCAUGCAAGAAUUACAUUGUGGAACCUCUAGUAAGCUCAAAUAAUGGGAGCUUCAAGACAAAAGGGUAACUCUUCAUCAAUGCAAACACAAGAAAUAAGUAAACACGACUCCAGGGGGCUGACUUGGGGGUCUGACACACCGAUACAAUUAAUUUGGCCGUGGACUAAUCCUAUGCCUCCAUCUUUCUCAUUAGCGGCAACGUGAAUGCUACGCAUCAUGGUAAGAGGGAAACAUCACACAAGAAAGAAGCAAGCAGGGACGAAGUCUCACAUGGCUACCUAUAUGCUCUAUCCCUCAUUCCAAUUCCUUAAACUCUAUGCAUAGACAAUUAUAAAAAAUGAGUAAUCAAUCCAAGUCAAAAGUUGGUUUGCAAAGAGGUGAAAAUGGAACCCCCUACACCUUUUUACUACAUAUCUUAGUCAUCAUAAUAGGUUAUUCUCAAUCACGAACAAGUUGUUCAUACAUCGAUGCUCAUAGCCAAGGGAUUCAACACAAGACACCAUCGGUGCUGCUAUGAUCGUGCAAAUGGAGAAUUCCUUGGCUUGGAGCCCUCAAAUUUAAAAUUUGUACAGUGGACUAGACUCUAAGCACAUAUACAAGCCUACAUUCAACAGAAUAGACACCCCCACACUUUAGUUUGACAUUGCUCUCAAUGGAGCAAAGGGAGAAAAGGGGAAUGAUGCUACCAGUGAAUGAUGAACGUCGGUGAGGAAUGGAGAAUGAGCUAGUCAAGAUCAUGGGACUGGAGAAGGGACCAGUCGAUAUGGAUGGAGCAAAAACAACAUAAAAGAACACAUUGGGUCAAGGGUAAGUCCAAACCAUAGUUCCAAGUUCAACAGACACGCUAAAAGAAAGAAAAAGAAAAGAAAUAGUCUGAAUCUCAAAACAACAAAACAAAAAACAAAACAAAACAAAACAAAGGAACAUCUGUUGAUGGAUCAAUCUGAGUCGAGAAAGCCUCCCCCACCAUUGGAGAGUUCAUAGUUAACGUCAUCCAAAUUCAUAUCCAAGGAAGGGGAGCGAUCCCACUAAGUGAUAACUUGGCUAGGAGCCUCCACCAAGCCUGAUCAGGUAGUCUUGGUUUGCCAUGAUGAUGCACCUAGCAUCUCGCUCUCGUUCAAGACGAGAGUUGAUCCGUUCUUGUCGGUCCAGGAUUCGAGUGUGAGCGGCAAGGAUAUGCUCAUUCGGGUGCGCCAAGGCUGCCAGCUGGUUAGCAAACUAACAAUAAGAAUGCUCUACAGAUGGGCCCGCAGAGGUGAUGUCGCGCUCCUGGGUAUGCCAAGGUGGGGAAUCCUCCCCAAUAGGCUGGUAUGCUUCUCCUGCGACAGUAGCAAGCUCUGGUGGAGGGGGUCGAGCGAGACCACAAAUCAUUCUUCUCAUGUGACAUUACCAUCAUGUGAUAAGAUCCUGAGCUCGUGAAAGCUUAGGUUCUUUUGAUCAAAGUCGCAAAGCUUCAAGAAAGAACAAGCAAAAGGAUUUUUAAUGUUUUGGGAUAGGAUGGAAUUGAAAGUGAAAUCUCAACACCAAAUCGAGAGAAGGAUCUAUCAAUAUAAUAGGUAGAAUCUAGACCACAAUCAAGGGAAAAACUUGAUUGAUACAGAGAAAAGUUCAAGUCUAAAGCUCAAAACCAAGAUAAAAUAAAUAUUCUGAAAAACU
Linum trigynum is the source of this 2255-nucleotide messenger RNA. The record is from the annotation of a GenBank genome assembly. Lineage: Eukaryota; Viridiplantae; Streptophyta; Magnoliopsida; Malpighiales; Linaceae.